Messenger RNA from Vigna radiata var. radiata (mung bean), 1226 nucleotides. Its product is annotated as nuclear transcription factor Y subunit B-3. Gene Ontology annotation, molecular function: DNA-binding transcription activator activity, RNA polymerase II-specific; protein heterodimerization activity; RNA polymerase II cis-regulatory region sequence-specific DNA binding. Gene Ontology annotation, biological process: regulation of transcription by RNA polymerase II. The record is from RefSeq and is a predicted model, not a curated record. The coding region runs from base 276 to 854 and encodes 192 amino acids. Lineage: Eukaryota; Viridiplantae; Streptophyta; Magnoliopsida; Fabales; Fabaceae. Gene Ontology annotation, cellular component: nucleus; CCAAT-binding factor complex. The transcript has a single exon.
GGAACAUGUAGCGGAUACGAAACCAGCGGUCCAGAUCGUUGCUCCAUCGUCAAAUCCAAUGGUCAAAAAGCCCUCCGUGCAAGCACACACUUAUCGACUAACAACGGUGAAGAAGGGUCCACGUGUCCAGCGGAUAGAGGCUUAUUAAGCCUCUGAUCCAACGGACCCUGCUCAUUCCAUUCUUCCAUUUUCUCUUCACUCUCUCUCGCUGGAAGUCAACUGAAGGCAGAGUAGAGUGUUGAAUUUGUUGAGCCUUCGGAAUCCGCGCCGAGUCCAUGGCUGACUCGGACAACGACUCGGGAGGAGCGCAGAACGCGGGGAACAGCGGCUUCAGCGAGUUAUCGCCUCGGGAACAGGACCGCUUCCUUCCAAUCGCCAACGUAAGCAGGAUCAUGAAAAAGGCUCUGCCGGCGAACGCCAAGAUCUCCAAGGACGCCAAAGAGACCGUGCAGGAAUGCGUGUCGGAGUUCAUAAGUUUCAUAACCGGCGAAGCUUCCGACAAGUGCCAGCGCGAGAAGCGCAAGACAAUCAACGGCGAUGACCUUCUGUGGGCGAUGACCACCUUAGGAUUCGAGGACUACGUGGAGCCUCUCAAAAUUUACCUCCAGCGCUUCCGCGAGAUCGAGGGAGAGAAGACCGUCGCCGCACGCGACAAGGACGCCGCCGCCUCCUCCUCCGUGAGCGGCUACGACUACUCCCCGUCCUCCGCCGCCGCCAUGAUGCAUCAUCCGGGCCACGUCUACGGGUCCCCCGCGUUCCAUCAAGUGAGUGCCCCUCCCGUUAUGGGUAAGCCUGGACCUGGGCCUGGGCCUGGUCCCGGGCCCAGUUAUCCUGCCCCUGGUAGACCCAGAUAAUAGAUACACACAUACAUCUACGUGGUCCUCCAUUUGCCACUCCUUUUUCUUAUUAGUAUAUUAAUUUUGAAAUCAUAAAACGGCAUAUGCAUGACUCAUCAUCAUCAUCAUCAUAACAAAGACUAAUGCUUCAUUAAUUAAUUAUUUAAUUAAACUUUGAAGUGAAGAAAAUUGAAGGAAUUUUUGAUUGGGGUUGUGCACGCACUCUGUAAAGUUAAGACAGUGACGAGUGGGUGGGUUAGUGAUGUUACUGUUAUUGUUUCUAUCAUACUACCUAUAGUACUUCUUAAAUCUUUUCUUAUUUUUUUAUUUUUGUACCAUAUGUAAUGUAUUAUUACUAUUUCUUAGUUAUCAUUGUUUAUUUACCUCCAA